AGGCUCUUCCGCCGUGUCGGGCCCGAGCGGGUGGCAGCGUGUCGGUCGCGGACUUCGGGCAGGUCGCGGCACUCGGAGCUGCAGCGAUGGCGGGCAGGCUGUGGUGCAAGGCCACCUUUGCGGGAUACAAGCGCGGCCUGCGCGACCAGCGGGAGCACACGGCGCUGCUGAAGAUUGAGGGCGUGUGUGCGCGCACAGACACGGACUUCUACCUGGGCAAGAGAUGCGCCUACGUGUACAAGGCCAAGAACAACACGGUGACACCGGGUGGGAAGCCUAACAAGACCAGAGUGAUACGGGGAAAGGUGACGCGGGCUCACGGCAACAGCGGCAUGGUGCGCGCCAAGUUCCGCAGCAACCUUCCUGCCAAGGCCAUCGGGCACAGGAUCCGGGUGAUGCUGUAUCCAUCGAGGAUUUAGAUUUACUGAAAAAUAAAUAAAAUUAGAGAUUGAAAAAAAAAAAA
Molecule: messenger RNA, 463 nt
Organism: Erinaceus europaeus (western European hedgehog)
Lineage: Eukaryota; Metazoa; Chordata; Mammalia; Eulipotyphla; Erinaceidae
Product: large ribosomal subunit protein eL33
Exons: 1
Coding region: 87-419 (110 amino acids)
Biological process (GO): ribosomal large subunit biogenesis; cytoplasmic translation
Cellular component (GO): ribosome; cytosolic large ribosomal subunit
Molecular function (GO): structural constituent of ribosome
Source: RefSeq, a predicted model, not a curated record